Messenger RNA from Plectropomus leopardus (leopard coralgrouper), 742 nucleotides. It is a transcript of the gene cplx3b, whose product is annotated as complexin 3b. Gene Ontology annotation, molecular function: syntaxin binding. Gene Ontology annotation, biological process: regulation of neurotransmitter secretion; neurotransmitter transport; synaptic vesicle exocytosis. The record is from RefSeq and is a predicted model, not a curated record. Lineage: Eukaryota; Metazoa; Chordata; Actinopteri; Perciformes; Serranidae. Gene Ontology annotation, cellular component: terminal bouton; SNARE complex.
AGCUGAGCAGCUCCUUUCCAUCCUUCACGGCGCGGAGCUGUCCAGGAUCAGUGGUGCUGAAAUUGCCAGCUGCCGACGUUGGAGUCAUUUAUCCCGGUUUGAUCGCUCCUACCGAGCCUUUCGAAAGUUACAUGCGCUUUGGUUUCACUUGACGGAUAUUUAUCCACCGCUCUAUCUAAGAGCGCAUCUAAGCCUUCAACUUUUCAUCCGAUCAAAUAGAGAACUCUCGGACGCGCAGCCAUGGCUUUCAUGGUAAAACACAUGGUUGGAGGACAGCUGAAGAACCUGACAGGCGGACUGACGGAGGAGAAAGAUGAAGGGGAGAAAUCAGAAGCCGCCGCGCAGGGGAUGACACAAGAAGAAUUUGAACAGUAUCAGCAACAGUUAGAGGAGGAAAAACAAGAACGAGAAGCCAGUUUUGCCCAGAAGAAAGCUGAAAGAGCCACGGUCAGAAGUCACUUCCGUGACAAGUACAGACUACCAAAGAACGAGAUAGAUGAGACCCAGAUCCAGCAGGCGGGGGAGGAUGUGGUGUUGCCCACAGAGCUGGCCAAGAUGAUCGCUGAGGACAACCAGGAGGAAACACACAAGCAGUCGGUUCUUGGCCAGCUGUCCAAUAUCCAGAAUGUGGACAUCGACCAGCUGAAAGACAAAGCCCAGGCCACGCUGGAAGACCUCAAAAAGCAGACGGAGAAUUGCAGUCUCAUGUGAUCUGGCCAGGUUCCGGAAGAUUAGAGUUUUA